GUUGUAUUCGUCAGGUCUUAAAGGAGAAAAUCACAAUCUUAGUUACUCAUCAGUUGCAGUACCUAGAAGAUGCAAGUCAGAUUCUGAUACUGAAAGAAGGCAAAACAGUGAAAAGGGGAACUUACUCUGAGUUCCUGAAAUCUAGGGUAGAUAUUCUUUCCCUUUUCGACAAGGGGAAUAAGCAAUCUGAACCAUCUCCGGUUCCAGGAACUCCCACUCUGAUCUCCAAGUCUUUGGAUCAGUCUCUACAGUCUCAUAGACCCUCGUUGAAAGAUGCGGCUCCAGAAGACCAAGAUACUGAGAACAUACAGGUUACACUACCUCUAGAGGACCAAUUGGAAGGAAACGUGGAGUUUAAGACCUAUGCAAGUUACUUCACAGCUGGUGCUCCCUGGCCUGUCAUCAUCUUCCUUAUUCUGGUAAACAUCGCAGCUCAGGUUGCCUACGUCCUGCAGGAUUGGUGGCUUUUAAACUGGGCGAAUGUACAAAGUGGCCUGUAUUUAGGGACAUAUGUAGAAGAAGCUGCAGAUGUAAUGUUUGUGCUGAACUGGUUCUUAGGAGUUUAUUCAGGGUUAACUGUAUCUACCAUCCUUUUUGGCAUCACAAGGUCUCUGCUGUUAUUCUAUGUCCUUGCUAAUGCUUCACAAACUUUGCACAACAAAAUGUUGGAGAGCAUUUUGAGAGCUCCGGUAUUAUUCUUCAAUAGAAAUUCAAUAGGAAGAAUUUUAAAUCGUUUCUCCAAAGACAUUGGUCAUAUGGAUGACUUGCUGCCCCAGAUAUUUCAAGAUUUCAUCCAGACAUUUCUACUUGUGAUUGGUGUGAUGGGCAUGAUGGUGGCUGUGAUUCCUUGGGUUGCUAUACUUGUGAUUCCCUUUGGCAUCAUUUUCUUUGUUGUCCAGUGGUAUUUCUUAAGGACAUCACGAGAUGUGAAACGCCUGGAAUCUGCAGCACAGAGUCCAGUGUUUUCUCACUUAGCAUCUUCUCUCCGGGGACUCGGGACCAUCCGGGCAUACAAAGCCGAACACAAGUUUCAGAAACUGUUCGACGCACACCAGGAUUUGCGCUCAGAGGCUUGUUUCCUGCUUUUGACGAUGUCCCAACAGCUUGCUAUGUAUCUGGAUGUCAUCUGUGCCAUCUUUGUCACUAUUGUUGCCUUUGCGGCCCUGAUUCUGGCAGAUAUUUUGAAUCCUGGGGAGGUUGGCCUGAUCCUGUCUCUAAUCGUCACACUUACGGGGAUGUUCCAGUGGUGUAUCAGGCAAAGUACCGAAGUUGAGAAUAUGAUGAUUUCAGUAGAAAGGGGGAUUGAAUAUAUAGACCUUGAGAAAGAAGCACCCUGGGAACUCGAGUAUCGUCCACCACCAUCCUGGCCUCAUGAAGGAAGGAUUUACUUUACUUAUGUUAACGUCAAGUACAGCCUAGAUGGGCCUCUGAUAUUGAAGAAUCUGGACACGCUCAUUGACCCAAGAGAAAAGCGUGGCAUUGUGGGAAGAACAGGAGCUGGAAAAAGUUCCCUCAUCGUUGCUCUCUUUAGAUUGUCAGAACCUGAAGAACCUGACAUUUGGAUUGAUGGAAUCUGGACAACCAACAUUGGACUUCAUGAUUUAAGGAAGAAAAUGUCAGUUGCACCUCAGGAACCUGUUUUAUUCACUGGAAGAGUGAGGAACAAUCUGGAUCCUUUUAAUGAACAUACAGAUGAGGAACUGUGGAAUGCCUUAGAAGAG
Molecule: messenger RNA, 1721 nt
Organism: Capra hircus (goat)
Lineage: Eukaryota; Metazoa; Chordata; Mammalia; Artiodactyla; Bovidae
Product: multidrug resistance-associated protein 4-like
Exons: 14
Biological process (GO): transmembrane transport
Cellular component (GO): plasma membrane
Molecular function (GO): ATP hydrolysis activity; ATP binding; ABC-type transporter activity
Source: RefSeq, a predicted model, not a curated record